CUCCCGCCGCCCGCAGCAGUUGCAUCUUCUAGACCGGCUGCUGGAGCUGGAGGGCGGGUUACGAGAUCCCCUGCAAAAUGGGAAGCAGAAUCACCUUCUUUGAGGUGGAAAUUCUUGACUGGAAGACAAAGCAACAGCUCUGCUUCCUGGAAAAGGUUGAGCCACACACUACAAUAAGUGAAAUCCGGAUGAUGUUCCACAAGAUGUAUCCUCAGUGGUAUCCAGCAAGACAAUCUAUAAGGCUUGACCCUAAAGGAAAAUCUCUGAAGAAUGAGGAAAUUCUCCAACUGCUCCCAGUUGGCACAACUGCUACUCUCUAUUUUAAAGAUCUAGGGCCGCAAAUUGGAUGGACCAUGGUAUUUCUGAUAGAAUAUACGGGCCCAUUGUUCAUCUAUUUUGUGUUUUAUUUCCGUAUGCCUUUUAUCUAUGGCCUGGAUGACAGAUUUACUUCGAGUCGACAUCCAGUAGUUAACUUGGCAUGUAUCUGCCAUUCUUUCCACUACAUCAAAAGGUUGAUUGAAACAAUAUUUGUUCAUCGGUUCUCCCAUGGGACUAUGCCACUGAGGAAUAUUGUUAAGAAUUGUUUCUAUUACUGGGGAUUUGCUGCCUGGCUUGCUUUUUAUAUCAAUCACCCUCUUUACACGCCACCAUAUUAUGGACAAAAACAAGUCAAUUUUGCUCUGAUCAUGUUCCUGACAUGUGAAGCCGGAAACUUUUCUAUCCAUGUUACACUUAGUAAUCUGAGAAGAGAUGGAUCCAAGACUUGUAAGAUCCCUUAUCCAACGAAGAAUCCUUUCACGUGGCUAUUUUAUUUUGUGUCAUGCCCUAAUUAUACCUAUGAGCUGGGAACAUGGAUUGGUUUUACUAUCAUGACUCAGUGCGUUCCAGUGGGACUGUUCACCUUGCUGUGUUUCAUUCAGAUGACAGUCUGGGCAAAGGACAAACACUACACUUAUAUACGAGAGUUCAAGGAUUACCCUAGUUUUAGAAUGUCAAUCAUUCCUUUCUUAUUGUAAGAACAAUAUUUUCCCCCUUCUGAAUUAUAAGCAGCAAAAUGGAUAGGUCUCUAAGAAGACUAUUGGCAAAGGAGCCAAGAUAUGAAGAUAAUUUAGGUUGACUAUUUCAGAUGCAUGUUAAUACUGUGCUACAACGAGAAAUUCUGGGGGCUCAAAAGCCACACUUCCCUUUCUGAUAUGCAGUUUUAGCAUUGACUCCUCUUUUUCAUCUUAUUGCCUUAAGGUUCAUGAAAAGUGUUCAGAUUUUAUUGCAGUUUGAUCAGCCAAGGUAACAGAUAGUAGAUGCUUUUGAUGCUUCUUUGGGUUAGACUCUGAGGCAACAAAAUCAUGAGAAUCUAUAUUGCAUCCAAAAGAGAAAACAAAGAAGGUUGCAUCAAGUAUAAGAUGCUUGCUGUAGUGAAUAGUAUAGGUCAUUUAUGGGAAAUCUCUAGCCUACAGGCCUAAUCUGGUUUUUGAGGCCAGCAUGUUACAGCCUGCAGGCGCCUUGGCCUUAAUCUAACCUACACUGAACCCUAUCCCAUCCCCCAAGGGCCCCUCCCACCACUGCCCUGCUAAUUGGAAGCACAUCCAGUGCAUGGCUUUCCCAGGGAAUGCCCACUAUAGACAGUUGAUCCAAGAGUUGCUUUUUGCUUAGCCCCAAAAUGGAGGACUUACAGCAGCUCCAGCUAGUAUGUCCCUUUACUGUAUUUUCCUUGAUUGGGAAAUGUGCAUGCUUGACAUAGGCAUCUGUUCAUAACCAUCAUGACGCCAAAGUGACUUAUCAAAAUAUGCAUUGUGAUAUCACAAUGCAAUCUCCACAUCUUCAUACUUGCAUAGUAACAUUCCACAAAAGUACACAGAGAAAGAGCAUACAUUGCAAAGCACAUUUCUUCACUCCUAUCCCACCCCCUAUGGACACCUAUAUAUGCUGGACAAUUACAAGAGCAACUCUCUGUUUUUCUUGGAGAAAACACACAGUGGAAAACUGUUCCAUGGGAUUUAUGACUCCCCUUAGUCCUGGAUGGAGAAUAGUAUUUUUCUCUGUUCUCUAAGGAGCAAAGUUUCUCUACUUUAAACUCCACAUUUAUUAUAAUCCAUUGGGCCAAAGAGAUUCAGCCCAGGACUGGAUCCAAUGCCCAACCUUGGAGUAGAUGAACACAAUACACAGAAAUAGAGUUGGACCACAAAGAGAAGAAACAGUCAAUACUCUAAGAAUAAUUAUCUGAUGCAGCCGUCGUGUGACCAUACCAAUCAGCCACUCAGAAUUGGUUAUGACUGAGGAAGCAAUUAAGCCUAGUAAAAUAAAUAGAUAUGUAAGUUUGUGUGGAGAUUGCAUAUACAAAUAUUCCCAAUACAGAUAGUCCUUGGGUUACAACAGCAAUUGGGACAGGAUUGUCAUUGCUGAGCGAUGCAGUUGUAAAGUG
Molecule: messenger RNA, 2419 nt
Organism: Python bivittatus (Burmese python)
Lineage: Eukaryota; Metazoa; Chordata; Lepidosauria; Squamata; Pythonidae
Product: very-long-chain enoyl-CoA reductase-like
Biological process (GO): very long-chain fatty acid biosynthetic process
Molecular function (GO): oxidoreductase activity, acting on the CH-CH group of donors
Source: RefSeq, a predicted model, not a curated record